AAAAAAAAAAUGGGUUCUUCCUCCAGAAUGUGACUUUUGGGGACCAGAGAGUCUUUUGUGAUGUUUUUCUUGAAGUUCGAAUAUUGAUUGUAUAUAAUACAAUAAAGUGUUUAUUAGAUGACGAAUUAGAAAGUGAGAAAUGUGAGCCAAAGUUUCCGUUCUAUUCAGCAGACAAAGCGUCGUCAUAUGAUAUUUUAAGUUUCACUUCUCAGUUUUGAUUUCGUAACGGGAAGCUGUGAUUUGUGCCAGGAGCUGAUCUUCAAAUGAGCAACAAAUAACAAAUAUCGUUAUUGUCACGCUCCUGAUGUAAAAAUGCUUCCAAACGUGUUAAUAUUGCUCGCGCUCAUCUUUUGCGCCUGUGGACAAAAUCCCGCAAUACGAGUCGUCGUGACCGACAAAGGACUUCAGUAUGGAAGCCACGAGGCCGCAGGGUGGAUUCAAGACAAGUUGGAAGUCGUCACGUUGCCCGACAUUAGCGGUGAAGUGCGCCUGGGCUUCCUGGCCCGCAUCGGCUACACGCUUACAGGCAUCACGAUAAGAAAGUGUGACUUUCCGGAACCGUCCGUGGAGUUCUACCCAGGCUUCUCCGGCUUGAAGACGUCCGUGGCGGGCCUCAACGUUGCGCUCGCAGGAGGCUGGGAGGCCCACUGUGGAUUCGUACACGGAGGUGGAUCUUUCGACAUGGCCUCGUUCGGCGUGGGCCUGGUCUCUAUCGUGAAGCUGGGUCGGGACUCCGGCGGACAUCUUUCUUUCACCAGCGUGAACUGCAACGCUCAAGUGGACCGCGUCGACGUACGUUUCUACGGCGACAGGAGCUGGCUUUUGCGGCUUUUCGAGGAACGCUUCAAGUGCCGCAUCAGACGUCAAAUAGAGGCCACGAUUUGUCCCGCUGUGGAGGAACUCAUUGCAAACCUGGAGAAUCGCCUAGAGGACAUGAAAGUGAGCUUUCAGGUGAAUGAAGACCUCACUCUGGACCUGCCUCUCAUUGGCCUGCCCGCCGUUGAUGCUUCAAGUCUUCACCUCGGGCUCAAGGGGGAAUUUUACAGUAUCACAAGUCCAGAGGAGCCCCCCUUUGAGGCCCAGCCUUUCGCCGUGCCUCAGCAGCCGGGUUACAUGCUGUCGGUGGGCUUGUCUGACUUCACCGUCAACUCAGCCUCCUUCAGUUACUUCGCCGCUGAUUUACUGCAGGCUUUCGUCAACGACAGCAUGAUACCUCCAGGGUCGCCUGUGCGCCUUAAUACAACCUCAAUGGCUCCCUUUAUUCCGCAGCUCCCCGAGAUGUUUCCAGACUUGCCGAUGGCGCUGCAGAUUUACGCCAGAGACGUUCCGGUGUUUUUCUUCCGCUCCGGUGCUGUCACGCUGAGCUCGCCGUGUGCGGCGAAGGCCUUCGCCAUCGGGCCCGACGCCACCCUCAUCCCGCUGUUUCAACUCCAUGUGAUGUUGGAAAUGAAGCAAAACAACAGCAUCUGGUGGGACACCAACCCAUCUUUCUUUCAGGACUCCAACUUCAGCGGCAAAGUGUGGGUCGCCGACGGACGGCUGGAAGGCUCCGUGUCCAUGGACAAUUUCACUCUGAGUCUGGCCGCAACUGAGAUUGGACCCUUUCAGACCGACGCUUUGGAAAACGUGGCGCAGAUCCUCAUGGAGACGGCGGUCUUGCCCCAACUGAACGGGAAACUUGCCACGGGCUUUCCUUUACCACGAAGUGUACACGCGCAGCUGGUCAACCCACGUGUGACAGUGGAAGAGGGAUUUGUAGCUUUCUGCUCAGAUGCCGAGCUGCUGAAGACACAAUUUUAAAUGGAGCACAAUCUUGCCUCAAUUUAUUCAAAAUGAUUCACGUAUUAUUUUUUUCAUGCCCAACCGCGGAUUGAAACGUUUUUCUUCCAUACGUCCGCACCGUGUGUAAUCAGACUGCCGAAAAUUGUGCAACAACUACAAUAAAAACCAUAUUCAACUACA
This is a messenger RNA of Phyllopteryx taeniolatus (common seadragon), 1962 nucleotides long. RefSeq names its product BPI fold containing family C, like (gene bpifcl). The coding region runs from base 313 to 1800 and encodes 495 amino acids. NCBI's taxonomy places the organism in Eukaryota, Metazoa, Chordata, Actinopteri, Syngnathiformes, Syngnathidae. The record is from RefSeq and is a predicted model, not a curated record. Gene Ontology annotation, molecular function: lipid binding. The transcript is spliced from 15 exons.